AUGAUGCGAGAUCCGCGUCGCCGGAGCCCCGAGAGCUCCCGGCGGCGAAGACGAGAGCGGCGUGAUUCUCGCGAACAGCCCGUUGGCACCACCGUUUCCAGCAUGCCAGGCCCGUCUUCACAACCACAACAAUAUCCUACAUCACAACCCGAGCCGCAAAUGUACUCACAGUCGCAGUACCCCCAACAUUAUGCGGACCCUCAAAGAUACCCCGAACCAGGGAGCUAUGCUCCCAGACCUGACCAAUACAACGAGUCCCCGAGAUACGGAGACCCCCAGAGAUACCCUCAGCCUGAGCGAUACGUCCAGACAGAGAGCUACGCCCAUCCUCUAGACCAAAACACCGAACGCGAUCGAUAUGCCGGACCAUCAGCGCAAGGGCAUCACGAAACGGAGAGAAUGCGCCCCCGAGGCGGCUCGAGUUCAUCAUCUUCCUCGUCGACUUCGUCUUCUUUUUUGAACAUUUCCGCCAAGAGCCCCCGGUUCGGCGGUGUCUUUAGCACCUUUUUCAGAGCACCUUCGGAACAGCGCAAGCGUCGCCGACGGAAGAAGCAGAAGGCUCGCAUUCUUUCUUUUGGCAAUUCGUCCUCAUCUUCGGUCAACUCCGACUUAGCUUAUGGACGCGGCUAUAUUGAACGCGACAAGAGUCAGCGUGGAAGCCCCAUGCCGCCUGGCCAUCCCGGUCUUGCAACACCAACACAUCGGAGCGAACCUGUUGAGGCACGCCAGCCACCAGCACCACCACAACCACCUGCGCCGCGGUCUAAGACCGACGAGGAGAUUCUAGAGAUUGGGCGCCAAUUGCAAGACAUAGCCAGACGCCAGAAUGAUGCCGACUUGCGCGCGGCAGGCAAAUCGCGAUCAGCUCAGCUGGCCGGCGUCGCCGGUGUCGCUGGAGCCGCCGCCGCCUUCAGCCACUUCCGACGUAACAACAAAGGCGACAGCAAAAGCCGAGGGGCUAAUACUUCUAAACCUGGAGAGAGUGGCUCGUCCUCCGACGAUGACUGGGAGUCGGCCUCCGAAGAUGAGUCUUCAUCGGACGGCUCGGAUGCCGGCUUGGCAUAUGGCUCCGAAAUCAAGCCGUCCAAGUCCGCCAGGAUAUCAUCAGAGCCUCCGGAACAGAUUAAGCCACCCGAACGUAAGAGCACCGUAGUGGAUCCCCGUCUCUUCGGCCCCUACAAUUCUCUUCGCGGCGCUGUCAAAAGCCCAUGCGGCUUCGGCGAACAAGAUCCUCGAUCUGCUGGCUCGCAUCGCCGUCAUCAUGAAGAGACAGUCGCACAGGUCCAAUCACCCAAAACUGGUAAACAGCCUAUGCAGAGGGUGUUCCCUGUACCUACCUCAGACCCGGAUAAGUUUGACUAUGAUCGUGGCUCCGUAACCUCGUCCCGACAGGAACUCCCUCAACAUUCGCGGCCCUCCCCUGUCCCCUUGCAACAGCCAAUCCCCAUUGUCCCCGUCUCAUCUAAAGUGUACGAUGCAGAGAGGUUCGUAGAAGAAGAGUCCCGGAACUCCAAACGCUCGCCACCCAAAGGGAGGAGCGCUGCGGAGACCGCUAUUGCCGGUGUAGGCGUUGCAGCCGCAGCAAUCGGUGCGGCAAUGGCCUCUAACCGUAGGGAUUCUGGCGAAUACGUCGAACGCCGUGACGAUCGCCGAAGCGAGAUCCCUGACAGACGUGAUGGCCAUCGUGAAUAUCGGGAAGGCAAUCGGCACGAAGACCGAACGGACCGGCCAGUGAGAAUCGAACUGGAGGACCACGAGCUCCGCAACCAAGGUGACCCCCGCCAGGCGUAUCGCCACAGCAACGUCGAUAUCAUUGAUGAUCGAGACAAGAGGCGAGUCACCCGCGACGACGUCACUCGUGAGUCCAAGAAGCGCGAGCUGGAGACAGAUUCCCGCCCGGAGGUGUACAGGUUGCCCCAAGGCGACGAAAUUCGAGUCGAGUAUGACCCGAACGAAGAACGCCGCCGUCGCGAGGAGCCCAAGGAGCGUCGCAGAGAAGACCGUAAGCCAGAGGUUAUCGUCGAAAGCCGGGAUGCGAAGCGGGUAGAGAAGCCAACUGAGUUACCCCGAGAUUACCAAGGGGUGGAGCAACCCAAGGUCCCCAUUGCACAAGCACCUAUUGACCCUUUUCAGUUCCAGGUUGCUGAUGACGCCUUUCAAACACCUAAAUAUACAACGCCCAAGAAUGCCACACCGAAGAGGCCUUUGACUCCGCAGGUGGUAACGGUUGAUCGUGAGCCAAACUUUGACGACUCGCCCCCAAGGAAGCCCGAUUACUCUGAUGCACGAAUGAGCCGCAAGGAUUCCUUCGAGCUCGAGCAGAGGUUGGAGCAGUACCAGCAGGGAUUUAGAGACCGUGACAGAACUCCCGAGCCACGUCGUCGUGGAGACUCGUUUGAAGAAGAACAGCACGCUGCCAGAUCAAUCUACGAUGAAGCCAAACAUGCAACUGCGCCUAUUUCUGCGGCUGCUGUAGCUUCUGCAAUCGCCGUAGAACUGGAAAGGUCACACAAGCAUCGUAAUGAUCACGUCACCGAAGAUGGUUCACGCGACAGAACCCAGGCUGCGAGGGAUGCCGUGCAGGAAGAGGCUGACAAAUAUUACCGGGAAAUGAUCCUUGCCCGCAAGAUUGCCGAGGAUGAAAUUCGUUCCCGCAGCGCUUCGCCCCAUGAUAAGUCAGUCGUGGGCAAAUGGGAAGAUCAAGAAGGCCCCGAGGUCGUCACUAUUGUGACUCCUCCUGAAAUGGAUCAUCCUCACGAUAAGAGUCCAUACGAUGCGCCCAACGCCGAUGUCCGUAUCGACCACGUCAUCAUCCCAGAUGAACUCUCCCGGUUCCGCCUUCCGACUGAUCAGCUUGCCUCCGGCUCGACGUCAGUAUUCCGGACUCGUGACCCCUCUUGCGAGCGCGAGCGACCACUCUUGAACCUUGUCCUUCCUACACCUAUUGUUACGCCGCGCGCCACACCUGCUCCUGAGCAGCAACAAGAGUCAAGACCCAUAACCAAUACCCAAGACUCGCCGGCGGAAACUAGAUCGGCAGCAGCAAGUGGAGUCUCAGCGCAUCCUUCUUCUGGCACUGAAGUUGUUGUAGGACCGAAGGACGAGGUUAUUGAAAGGCCCACGACACCCGCCGCCAAGUCGGUGACUUGGGGCGAGAAUGAGACAAAGAGUUUUGAGGUUGAAAGUCCAGAACCACCCAAGAACGCCCCAUCCAGUUCUUCCACCAAGUCAAAGAAGCGCAUCGGCAAGAGCUCACCAUGGGGCAUCAUUGCUGCGGCAAUUGGUGGAAGCGGAGCGGCGGCAGCGGCAACGGCGGCAGCGGCUCCUGAAAUCCGCGACCCAUUCGAAAGUGAGACAGAAAACAAGGAGAAACACAGCCCUCCGCAAUCUCCUAAGUCUCGAGCUAUAGAACAUUCGCCAGAGCCCGGGGUUGCUCCUGCUUCUCCCAAACUCGUCACAGCUUUUGACAAAGACGAGGACCUGCCUCCUGCACCUGGCCCGAAACCGUCCAGCCCUCGGGUCUCCCAGAUGCCGGGCUCAUUUGCGGACGAUUUGGAAUUCGCCUCUGUUCUUGCUGCUGGCCUGCAAGAUACCGGAUUUGACCCUAACAUCGUCAUCGAUAACCCGACGUACAUGAGGCGUGAUAGCCCUCCAGGUCAAAACGAACCAGGUCUUUACCAACAGCCUUUUGCGGAAACGGUCACUGACUUGGGCAUCUACGGCCCAGAACACGUUCAUGACGACCCAUCCGCACGUAAGUCAGGCUUUGUCGUCGGUGAAGUACCAGAUUCACCAGUCGCAGAAAAGGACCUCAAACAUGAUCAUGCCGUUUUCGAAUCACCCAGAGGUUAUCAGCACAAAGGAAAGGCUAAGGAGAUCACUGAUUCUGACCAAGAACGCGCUGCCACCGAGUUCGAGCCGUCCAGGAAACUCAGCAAGAAGGAAAAGCGAAGACAGAAAGCUGCCAAAAGACAAAGCAUUGAGAAUGUCCAUGACGAUGUGGCCUACAAUGCUUCUGAGGUUGCGGUACGGCCGGAACCUGCUCCCCUCGCAGAGGGAACUACUGGUUAUGACUGGCACCGCAGCUACAAUGACGUACCUCAGAGCCCCGAAACUGUUGUUGCACUUGGUCCAAAGGCUCGCGGAUAUGCUGACGUUCCCUCUUGGGACUUGCCGGCUUCUUCGCAUACAGACCACCCUUCAGACAGGCCAACCGCUCACGAUUACAACCGAUCAAUUGACGAGCCAACCUCCUCGUAUAGGACCCGUUCAUUUGACGAGCCAAGCUCUUCGUAUACAGGCCACUCAUUUGAUAACACGCCUUCGUAUGACACAACGACAUCUGACAGGCCUCCUGUCGAUGACGACGUGACUGUCCCGACAAAGUUGAGCAAGAAGCAAAAGAAGAAGAACAGAUCCUCGAAGUCAGAUGUCGUUAUUGUUCAAGCCGAUGAUGGAAUGCCCCAAGAAGAGACGGCCUACUCUGAAUCACGGCCGUCUCGUGAGAAGCUGCCUGAAAGCGAAGAACAUGCUUCUACAGAGCCUCGUAAAACCGACGAGGACGUAAUUGACACGUCAAUCAAGAAGAAGAAAAAGUCCAAGAAGUCAAAACAGAGCUCAGAUGAGUGGACCGAUGUCGAGAAACAGAGCGAUGCUCCCUCUUUGAUAGAGAGAAGCACGCCCACAAUGGCUUUCGAUGAUUGGGAUGACCGACCUCCCAAGUCGCGGCGAGAUCGCUCCAGGUUUGAAGACCGUGACGUGAGUUCCGUGGUCUCAGACCCAGCAUCCCGGCUUGAACGAUCUGAUCGCCGAUCUAAUGGCACACGGUAUGAGGACGGUGACGAUGUCAAGUCCGUCGCAUCUGACGGCGCUGGCCGAAAGAGACGGACCCGGGACGACAAAAAGAGUCCAAAGGACGAAGAGAAGCGCAGCAGCAGCUCCUUCUUCAGCUUGUUUAGACCUGGAGGCGUAAGCAGCAAGGACACGUCUGGAAAGGAUGAGAAGUCUUUUUUAGAUAAUGCCGGCACCCUUGGCGCGGGUGCCGGCUUGGCGAGCGCCGUGGCAGCUUUGGGCUCCAUGAUGUCCCGCUCCAAUGCCGCCGAACCUCGACUGGAAGAGUCGUCCGAUGUUCCGCGCUCCCUGGAAGGAGUCGUCAGUCCCUCAGAAGACGCCGAAGUCCUCGACCCUGAAAUCACGCAGCGGACAGUUAGGCCAGCUAUUGAUCCUCAAUAUGGCGACUUUCUACCUUUACCGCCCAGCCCUAUGCCGCCAAGCACUCCCGGCUUUCCCACGCAAGAGUUGUCAGAACUCCCUGCCUUGCCUGACAGCCGCCCAGAAACCCCACCCAAUGAGCGAAGGCGCCAGCAUGAAUUAAAGACACAUGUUCGACGCCGCAGCAACUUGGACACACCCUCUAAAAGCCCGAGUCAGACCGCAGUGCCGUUCAAGCUGCGUUUGGGACAGAGGUCUACGCCGUCAUCCCCCGGUAACUUGGCCCAUGUACCUUCCCCUGUGCCUUCUCCAACAGUGCCAACAGCCCCCGAAACAACUCUCUCAAGACGUCCUUCUGUACGGCCAAUUUCGUGGGAGAGCAGUAGGGAGAUUAAGCCUCUCUACCUACUUGAACAUGCCCGUCAGGAGCAUGCUGCCCAGUCUAUGGAGCCACCCAUUGACUUGCCAGAACUGCCUCCUAGCGAGCCGUCGUCGCGCGAGUCCCCGGCCCCGGAGUUUGCGCUUCGCGAAAAUGACGUGGACUACUUCCGUCAGCUUCAGGCAUCACCAUUCGAGCCGGAUGAACUUCGCAUCAACACCGACAUGUCUCACUUCCCUACAUCAACAGGCUAUCACGGUCCCCAAGAAACCACGCCGAAGGCCAAAGAAGCACUGCAGUACACUGGUGCCAUAUUUGGCCUCGCUUCCCCAGCUCUUCCUGACGUCCCGGAUGCAGCCAGGCAGUUAGAACUUUCAGAGCACGAACUGGCAGAGUUGCCUUCUCUUCCUGCUAGUCCUGUUAGUCCAGCAACUGAGCGCGAGUUAGUAGAUUUGCCGGCUCUCCCUGCCAGCCCGGUGAUCGAGCCCGAAUCUGUAGCUUUCCCUGCUUUGCCUGCUAGUCCUGUAACCAAGUCUCAGCCAGUCGAGGCGUCCAGUUACCCUACAUUCGUCCCCGAGUCGCCUGCUCUUCCUUCCCUCCCCGAUGCAGCCAAGCAAAUGCAUCUGACCGAGAACGAACUUGCAGCCUUACCUCCCCUUCCUACCAGCCCUGUGACGGAGCAGGAGACAUUGCCGGUUCUUCCUUCCGAGCCUAUUGCUUAUAACGAUGUGGAGUAUUUACCUGCACUUCCUGUCAACCCAGUGACAGAGGAGAUAGCAGCAUUGCCUGUUGGUAUCGAUUUCGUUCCCGAGUCGCCUGCCCUUCCCGCCGUUCCAGACGCAGCCAAGCAAUUAGAUCUUUCCCAUCAACUGGAAGAGCUGCCCGCUCUCCCUGCCAGUCCUGUGACAGAGGAGAUAGCAGUAUUGCCUGGUGGUAUCGAUUUCGUUCCCGAGUCGCCUGCCCUUCCCGCCAUUUCAGACGCAGCCAAGCAAUUAGAUCUCUCAGAGCAGUUUCUCUCAGAGCAGUUAGAGGAGUUACCCGCCCUCCCUGCCAGUCCUAUGGUAGAGAAGGAGAUGGCCGUAUUGCCUCCUAGUGUCUACUUUGCUCCCGAGUCGCCUGCCCUUCCUGCCGUCCCGGAUGCAGAUGAACAAUUCGACUUUCCCCAACAGUUAGAGGAGUUACCUGCGCUUCCUGCCAGUCCAGUAACAGAGAAGGGGAUGGCAGUACUGCCUACCGAUGUCUACUUCGGUCCCGAGUCGCCUGCCCUUCCCGCCAUUCCAGAUGCAGCUAAGCAACUCGAUCUUUUGCAUCAACUGGAAGAUUUGCCUGCUCUCCCUGCCAGUCCUGUGGUAGAGGAAAUGACAGGACUGCCUACUACUCCCUAUUUUGUUCCCGAGUCGCCUGCCCUGCCCACCGCCCCGGAUGCAGUCAAAUACCUACAUCUCUCAGAGCAGUUAGAGGAGCUACCUGCACUUCCUGCUAGUCCAGUAACAGAGAAGGAGAUGGCAGCAUUGCCUACUAGUGUCAACUUCGCUUCCGAGUCGCCUGCCCUUCCCGCUGUCCCAGAUGCAGUUAAACAACUCGAUCUUUCGCAACAAUUAGAGGAGUUGCCUGCUCUCCCUGUCAGCCCUGUGGUAGAGGAGAUGGUGGUGCUGCCUGCUGCUCCCACUUUGGCGCCCGAGUCGCCGGCCCUUCCCGCAAUUCCAGAUGCAGCCAAGCGAUUGGAUAUCGCGGAACAGUUAGAGGAGUUGCCUGCUCUUCCUGUCAGUCCUGUGGCCGAGUCUGCGGAUUCACGCACUGGCUUCAGUCUCGCAACCGAAUCAUCUUCUCUCCCCGUUGUUUCAGCUGCAGAAAAACAGCCGGAUCUUGAUGAACGCUACUUGAAAGACCUGCCUGCUCUUCCUGCUAGCCCUGCGACGUCUCCGGCGGCAGGAGAACCUGAGCCAGAGCCAGUGGAAGCCAUGUCCAAGGACAGAAGCACGCCACCCAGUCCUACACCAAGCCAGCCCCGCGAUACUACCGAAGCACUGGCCGGCAUCGAGGAUGUAAACCUUUCGGGAGCUCGUGACGUUACCCUUGUUGCCCUUGCCGGAAGUACUGCAGUUGGCCUUGCUGCAGCCGCCCUUGCUCAGGACGAAAAGGCUGGGAACGAGCCCAAAGAGGCCGAGUCUGAAACCAAGGACUCGGAGGCUUCUCAACCAACAGAUCCGCCUGCUGAUACGAAGUUAUCCAAGAAAGCCAAGAAGAAGAAGAGGAAGAGCAAGGGCAUGUCAGUCGAUAGCCCUGCACUUGCCACCCCCGAGAUUGCCUCCUCUUCUGAACACACAGACAAGGGCGUAACUUUGCCUACAGCUGACAUUGUUCUGCCUAUUUCCACUGAUGAUAAAGUACCGUCCAGCGACAUUGCUCUCACUGCACCCGCUGAAGAACCUACGCUUCCAUCAACCGAGAUCAGCACUCUUUCUUCAACCGAUAAAACCAUUGUUCCGCUGUCUGUAACUGGAGAAUUUCGUCACGAUUCAACUGAGAAGGAUGUGGCGCGAUCAAUCGAUAUGGCACCUGCAGCAUUGACUGAUAUGGCUGGACCAUCUUCAACAGACGUCAUUGUGUCCUCCCCAACCGAUCUCACGCCCCCCACAACAACUAAGCUAGAGACGGGCCCAUCUUUGCCAUCUGGGACCGACAACGUUACCGCGCUGGCUGAUAGUCUCCCCAUCGAUGUGCCUUCGACCGAAACCCCCAUUAUUGAACCGCUUUAUUGUGAGGUUCCCUCGACUGAAGUCUCUGCAGCGGAUGUUCCGGUCCCCGAGUCUCCCUUGUUGAAGUCUGGUGAUCAAGACGCUUUGCCAUCAGCUGAUAUCAUUCUCCCUACUCCUGAGAACAACGACUUGACAUCCGAUGCCACCAGGUCUGUUUCACCCGAAGACAAUAACCCUGCCUCUGUUGAGCCCACUCAACCCAUGGCAUCUGUAGACAGGAGUUAUGUGCCGGAGGAUGUACCAGUCGUAUCAGGCGCUAAAGUCAUGGUUUCUUCAUCUGGCAAUGUUCCCGUGGAUCAUGAGGUGCCCACAACUGAAGCCACCGUAUCUCUUGCCGCCGCAGUUGUUGAGUCUGCCGGUCCAGCGCCCUCAGCUGAAGAUCUCUCCGCCGAGAAAAAGCUGUCCAAGAAAGAGAAAAAGAAGCUCAAGAAAGCGCAGGCACGGGGUUUAGAGCUUGAUAACCUCACCGACUUGAGCGAGCAAAGCAAUAAGGCCCCUUCUGAUUUAGAACCAUCUGCGGUCUCUUUUCCUGAGUCUGAACCAACAGGUCCCUUGCCCGAAACCGAAGUAGCGGUUGCUCCGUCACACAGCGCUGAAAUACCAAUUUCUAUGCCUGAUAUGGAGCCCACUGCAGAUGCCACUGAGGUUGAGCAGAUCAUAAUGCCACCGGUUGCUGAGACUCCAGUCCCCGAGACAAAGAAGAGCAAGAAAAAGAAGAAGAAGGGAAAGAAGGUCUCCGAUGCAGAUGACGAGUCCGUAGCAGCCACAGAGACUGGCAAAACCAUUGAUGCUGCCUCGGAAUCGGCGACUCCAAUUCCUAAGCACAAGGAAAAUUCAAUCAACUCUGAAGAAACUCCAAAUGUGCCUGAACCUCAAGACCGCGUUCCUGAACAGGAUCGGUCGAACAUUGUGGGUGAGGCCUCAGCGGAGCCACUUUCCUCGAUUCUCUUGCCAGAGAGUUCCCCGAUAGCGUUGGACGGCGUCACAGAGCAGCACACUCCGGUUCAAGACUUCGUGGAGAAGCUAGCUAUUGCAGAGGAGCCUCCGUCUGACUUGAAGCCUUCUGCUGCUAUCGAAAAGGAGGAAUCAAGCGGUUUGGAGGCUGUCGUAUCCGAUCCGGAUUUUCCAGCUGCCACACAUGAUGAUCAACCAGCCUCUGUGGAUGAAGGCUUAGCAGAGCACCAAACUCGUCUCACUCUGUCCGAAGAACAACCAAUCACUGUGGACAUUGAUUCCACUCAACCAGUUGCUGCCCUUGAAACAGAUGCUGUACUUGCCACCUUAGACAACAGCCCUUCGGAGAAGGAAGCCCUUCUUCCUGAGAUUGGUCAGACCGCUCAAGAGACACCUGCCGAGGUACAUGGCACUGAGGUAUCUGCAGAAACAUCUGGCGAGACACCAUCUACUCCAACUUCCAAGAAACAGAAGAAGAAGAAGGGUAAGAAAAACCAGAUUGUUGAGGAUGAGUCAACUGUUACCAUCGACUCUAAGCCUGCCGAUACUGAGCCAAUUUCACGCGUGGACCUUGUCAGCCAGAACACAGACAUGACGCCUCAUAUUAGCUCUGAACCAGCUCUCACGGAGUCCGAAGAUUUGAAUGCUGUGGCAAAGCUUGCCGACAACAGUGACGCACUUUCUGAGCCACCCGUUCUGGACGUUGCAAACCCAAUUACGUCGAUUGUAGACAUUCCUCGCGAGACGUCGGAGCCAGUGUCUACUGAGCCGGCUUUGGUCGCAGUACCGCUCGCAGAAGAUGCUACCGUUGCAACAGCCGAAGUAUUUUCUGCCACAGGCGACAACGAAACAGCGCCCUUUGAUCCUGCACGCAUGGACACGGGGCCGGCACUGGCUGAACCGCCACAAUCAGAGCAAUCGGGCAAGAAAAAGAAAAAGAAGAAGAAGGGCAAGGGAGCAUCUAUCUCGCAGCUGGAUGACGUCAUAGCCACAGAGACCACGUCCAUCGAGUCCUCUGCCCUUGCCGUUGAAUCUCCCGUUGUCGAGGCUCCUGUUGUCGAGGCUCCUGUUGCUGAGACUCCUACGGUUGAGACUUCUGCUACUAGACCCUCUACUGCUGAGGUACCGGCUGUCGAGACUCCUACGGUUGAGACUCCUACGGUUGAGACUCCUACGGUUGAGACUCCUACGGUUGAGACUCCUACGGUUGAGAUCAUCACUGCUGAACCCUCUACCACUGAGGCUCCGGUUGUUGAGACUCCCGUAAUUGAGGCUCCGGUUGUCGAGGUUCCUACGAUUGAAAUUUCUGCCCCUGAAUCCUCUACUGAGGUUCCGGUUGUCGAGACUCCUACGGUUGAGACUAUUACUGCUGAACCCUCUACUGCUGAAAUACCGGCUGUCGAGACUCCCGUAAUUGAGACUCCUGUUGUCGAGACUCCUACGGUUGAGACUCGUACGGUUGAGGCUUCUGCUACCGAACCCUCUGCUACCGAACCCUCUGCUUCCGAGAAACCGGCUGUCGAGACUCCCGUAAUUGAGAAUCCUGUAGUUGAGACUCCUAUUGUUGAGACUCCUACGGCUGAGACUCCUACGGUUGAGACUCCUACGGUUGAGACUCCUACGGUUGAGACUCCUAUGGUUGAGACUCCUACGGCUGAGACUCCUACGGUUGAGACUCCUACGGUUGAGACUCCUACGGUUGAGACUCCUACGGUUGAGAUCAUCACUGCUGAACCCUCUACCACUGAGGCUCCGGUUGUUAAGGUUCCUAGGAUUGAAAUUUCUGCUCCUGAAUUCUCUACUGAGUUUCCGGUUGUCGAGACUCCUACGGUUGAGAAUCCUGUAGUUGAGACUCCUAUAGUUGAGACUCCUACGGUGGAGACUUCUACUCCUGAUCCCUCCACUACUGAGGCUCCGGUUGUUAAGGUUCCUACGAUUGAAAUCUCUGCCCCUGAAUUCUCUACUGAGUUUCCGGUUGUCGAGACUCCUACGGUUGAGACUACUACUGCUGAACCCUCUACUGCUGAAACACCGGCUGUUGAGACUCCUGUUGUUGAGACUUCUAUUACCGAGACCCCUUCGGUUGAGACUUCUGCUGCUGAAUCCUCCACUACUGAGGAUUCGGUUGUCAAGACUCCCGUAAUUGAGGCUCCUGUAAUUGAGACUCCAAUGGUUGAGACUAUUACUGCCGAACCCCCUGCUACUGAAAUUCCGGCUGUGGAAACUCCUGUGGUCGAGAACCUUCUAGCUGAGACUCCCACUAUCGAGACUCCUGCACUUGACAAUACUGCCGAGAAGCCUGCAGCUGAGAAUCCUGUAGUCAAGACCCCUACUGUCGAGCUGUCAGAUGCUGAAAAAUCUAUAGUUGACACUCCAGUUCCUGAGGCCUUGACCGUUAAGAAGGCAUCUAUUGAAUCGUUAACGUCGGAGGUGCCGUUUGCGGAGACGACCACCGAUGCAAAGACUAAGGAUUCAGUUUCAAUAGAUGAACAACUGGCAGAGAAUGCUUUGCCUCCGGUCCAGGUCGAAAAAGAGUCAAGCGAACAAACAAAAGUCAUUGCAGAUACCUCAGAGGUGCCAGUCCCUUCUUCCGCAGAUUAUUCUGAGCAGAAUCCCAAUACUCCCCUUCCAGUAGAGGAGCUUGUCAAAUCUUCUAAGAAGUCAAAGAAGAAGAAGAAGAAGGAUAAGAACGUUUUAACCGCAGAAUCCGAACCCCCUGCUCUUGUCCCUGACGUUUCGGGUGGGUCUGCGGAUACCAUCGCGCAAAGUGCACUGUCAGAAAAGGUUGUCGAGGGAGAUCAUGCAGAUGCCCAGAGCCUGGACACGCACGAAAGUCAAACGAACCCAACAGAUGCCUCCCUGGAAGAGCAGAAAGCGGAGGAAGACUCGCAAGUAACUAUUCUUGAGUCGCAGGAGCCCACAGCUGGCCAGAUCGAGGAAUCUACUACCCCUGCAGACGCCCACCUUCCGCUUGAUCAGGAUGGGGUACCCGGAAGCCUCUCACAGGAGCCAACUUUGCUUGAGAGUCAGACUGAAGCGAUUGAUACGAAAUCGCAAGAGCCACUCGCCGAAAACGAGGAAAAUCAGAACGUUGAGCCCUCAGUCGAACCCGACGCACCAAUCACUUCCAAGAAGAGCAAGAAAAAGAAGAAGAAGGAAGCUGCGGCUGCGGCUGCGGCCGCGGCUACUGCAGCGCUGGAAGCGUCGGUCGAGGACACGCUCCAAACCCAGGAUGAUAAUGCGGAGGCAAAGGACGAGACGAGUACGGACAACAAGGACUCAAACAUCACAUCAGACAAGAUGGGGGACACGGAACAAUCGCCGCAAGAACCCCCUUUAAGCGGAGAAUUCGCAUCGGACAGCAAGAUUUCAGAGGAGGCAGACCCAGGGCCGGCUGUUACCAAAAAGGGAAAGAAAAAGAAGAAGGGCAAGAAGUCAUCAGCCUUGGACCCGGAGACUGAGAACAGCCCUUCCACAAGUAUCCCCGAAACCACGGCAGAUGUAGCGAAUACAAUGGACAAGUCCGCUUAUAUUUCCUCUCCGACGGGAGAGCUUGGCAGUGACGCACUUCCCUCCCCGCAAGCAGGCACCUCGACAGAGGCUGAGUGGCCACCUGCUGCAAAUACGGGUGAGAGCAAGCAGAAAUCCGUGACCUGGGCACCAGAACUGGAAUCCUUCGCGAACAGUCCUGAACUUCCUUCUCUAGAAGAUGACGAUGGCUCAAGGAGCCAAAGUGGUGCAGCAAACCCCCCAACCUCCGAACAACUGCCCAGAAUAGUGCCAAGUGAUCCUCCGGGUCAAUCAGAUGCAGCAGAUUUACAGGGAACCGCAGUCGUACGAGAGGCACAGGGUUCAAAGACCAUCGAUCUCGACCAGACAGCCGCUCCUGUGGCAGACAAGGAUUUGGACCUCGACAGCCAAGCUCAAAUGCACCCUGUAGGCCAGGUCGGCCAGGCCCUGCCUCAACAGCGCGACAUUGCGACCGGCGACAAUCUUCCGGCAUCUACUGAGCUGACCGUAACGCGGGGAAUCGCGCCAGAGCCAAUUGCCACUGAGCAAAUAUACCUCCCUUCCGCUAAUCGCAUGCUCCUAACAACUGCAUCUAUGGAUGACGCUGGGGUGGCUAACCGGAAGGGCGGUGAGACACUGGAGCGGGAGCAGGACGCGGAGCAGGAGGUUAGCGGCGAGGCUGAUACAACCUCGGACGCCGAACAUGCGGGCCGCCCUGGCAUCAUUGACAAACCAUCUGCGAGUACAAGCGCCCAAACGGGAGGGGUCGGCAUCAUGGACCCCAGUCUGCAUGCGGGUGUGGAGCCGGAAAAUGGACUAGGGCACGACAAAUCAGUGGUAGACACGCAAAACGGGCGGAUGACGGAUGCCCAAUCCGUGGGCCCGGCACUCACCGACUCGGCUCUGGAGGCUGGUGACCCACAAAACACCCCGGUUCGCGUCUUGGCAAACCAAGACACAAACCCGGAGAUCCCCCAACCUCUGGAUGAGGUACCCAGGUCAUUGGAGGUUGGCAAAAAUUCUGACGCGGGGAUUACUGAAGCCGCUGAAACUUUCCCGGAAGACGAGGAGCUCAAUGACAUUUCGAACGUCGGGAAGUCGGAACAGAAGAAGAUUGAGCAAGAGGACUCAGUUCCCCUCGCCGCUGAUGCUGAACUGCCAGGUCAGACAGACACCUCGGAAUUCCUUGGUGAACCGAUUGCCUCGGAGCAGCAAUUAGAGUCACCUUCUGAGACAUUUUCAGGUCUUGAGCCCACAGGGGUUGUGAACACCUCCCAGAGCCCCGACAAGCUUGAGGAAUUGCCUGGCCAAGUAGCCGACGUUUGGUCUGAGCCCUCAGGCUCAAACAAGAUGUCCAAAAAAGACAAAAAGAAGAAUAAGAUUAAGGCUGCCGCUGCCGAGAAGACAUUCCAGGAUGAGAUUCAAGAGAUCAAAGCUCAGGAUGUGGAUGAUGGACCCCCGGCUGUUCUACCCGUUGAUUCAACGGAGCUGGCGGAGCCAGCGCUCACACCAAACGUUUCUAGCAGUUCGAACCUGGCCCCCAUGACUGAGGCGAUCGAGGCCGGUGAGGAUGAAUGGGCAAUUCAACCAGCCAGCAAGAAAAGCAAGAAAGACAAGAAAAAGCGUGCCGCAAACCAGUCAGCAGAAGUGACGGUUGAUGCAACCACCCAGGGGGAGGAACCUGUUCACGGAACCCCGGUAAUUGCUGAAGAGAAACCUCAGCCCCAACCAAUCGGCAGCCAUGAAGCGUCAAAUACGGAUGCUGUAGAAGAUGAACAUCCAACUCUUGAUAGCACAGCUGAAACUUCCAUGGAGGCUUCUGGAAGCAAAAGCUCUGCGAACGAGGAGCUUCAAACCGUCGCCGAAGGCGCGCCAGAGGACGAUCGCAACUCAACACAUCCAGUCGAUGAUCCACUGCCAGACCCGGUUGCUGCCACUGCGAAUGAGCAGCCGCAUGUGCCCCAAGACACUGAUACGACUGAUUUUGAAUUUCCGACCAAGAAAGGUAAAAAGAGCAAAAAGAAGAAGCAACAGAUACUUGAUGGAGAAGAUGCUCAGGAAGUUUCCAACCACACAGUGCAGGUUGAGCAGCAGCCUAAAUAUGAGGAAGGCGCCAGCGCUGUUCCACCUGCCGACACAGUCUCGGGCGACACAGAACCUCAAAUUUCUGAAGACGCCCAGCUGCCGACCGAGGCAGCACCUGAGAUGCCAUCAAAGGCCUCAGAAGAUGACGAUGUGAAUUUGACAUCCGACCAGCAAGAAGCUGCAACAACGCCUGCGCUUGGCUUACAGCCGAUUACCGGUGAAUUGGACGCUCUUCAGGAAGGUUCACAAUCAAUACCUUCGACAACUGUUGAGAUAACGCCGGCAACUCAAACUCCUGAUAUUUCGACGAUAGAUGAACCUCUUGAAUCCGGCGAUUCAAUUACAAAAUCACUGGAAGGACCAGCACACGCUCCGCAAACGACACCUGAGACCACUGGCGACAACACGCCCGCUCACUUGGAAGACGAGUUUACGUCUAUCACCAAAAAGUCCAAGAAAGACAAGAAGAAAAAGAAGAAGGGCCUUGCGACCCCGGACGAAGUUGACGUCGCGCGAACGCUGGAGCCUAUACUUGAACAAGCAGGUUUCCGAGAAGAACAGCCAACUUCAGGCCCUCUAAAUAUGCAGACUGCGGAGCCAAUAAACGAAUCGACGGAAAAGAAAGUCGUUUCCGAGGAUCCCAUCACUGUAACUGACAUGCAAUCCUUACGUCCUGAAGAGCCUACAGUUGUGGAUGAAGGUCCCAAACCUGUCGAGGAAGAUGCACCCAUCUCAAAGAUGUCGAAGAAAGACAAGAAAAAGAAGAAGAAGAACGCUGCCGCCGAGACUACGGGGGAACAGCCGACAGUUUUAGAGACCGAGGCAGUGCCCGAUCAGCCAGCUGCGGCAGAGGUUGACGAAACAAGCUUGCCAGAUAUAGCAGACUCUAGCAACUCGCAAGAGAUCUUGGCCCAAGAGCCAUUCGCCACCCAUGAAGACACACUGCCAACAGAAGACCUACCUGUUCAAGAUCAACAUAUGGAGAAGCUUGCCGACGACGGCGAUGUUGCCGAAAACGAACUGAUCGAUCAAAAGCCCAUUGAUGAAAAGCCUGCUGAAGAUACGUCUGCUUCUGCUGCAAAGAAAUCGAAAAAGGACAAGAAAAAGAAGGCAGCGGCAGCAACACAAGAACUUUUGUCUGAAACGGCGGCCGAACCAGAGAAUCUUCCGGAUGUGGUCUCUCUUCCGGAUUCUCAAGAACGCCAAGUUCUAGAUGUCUCUGUAGACGAGCAGUUGCCCAAGACAGACUCACCCGGAGACCAGGUUGCAACAGCUGACAACGAAGAUCCUUCAAUCGCUGAGGACAUCCAGAAGACCAGAGUUCCAAAACUUACAGAAGGCAAGGAUUUAUCGCAGUCUGAGACAAUCGUUGAUCCAGAGGAAGAAUUUGAAGUUCCUCAGAAGAAAUCAAAGAAGAACAAGAAAGGGAAGAAACCCCAGCUCGAUCCACUUAUUGAGCCCGAGACCCAGCCGGAGGAAACAAUUACUAGCGAACCCGUCGCUCCGAGUGCUGCUGUGGAGCCAUCAACGCCCGAGAACGUUGGAGACGGCGAAAAUGUCAUUCCUGAGAAUACACCAGCUUUGGAGGGAGAGACAGAUGAGAAGGAGAGAGCUGGAGACUCUACGAGUGUUGAGACGAAUCAAUUUGCUGAUCCUGAGCAUGAAUUUCCUCCGGUGGGCAAGAAAGCCAAGAAAGACAAGAAAAAGAAGACAGAAUCUGCACCUACCAUCACUGAGCCUGAACCAGAAGCUCAGUAUCCGACAGCCAACCCAAUUGAGACUGAGAAAAGUAUUGGUGCCGCAUCAACAUUAGCUGAAUCCAAUCUCAUCGAGCACGAAGCCGCAGAUUCUCAGAAGAACGACCCGCCUCCUGAUAUUCAAACGACACCUGCUGAAGCUGAAGAUCAGCCGCGAGCUUUUGCACCUGAAGCUGUUAUCGCUGACGACGAGUUCCCCUUGACUGGCAAGAAAGCAAAGAAGGUCAACAAAAAGAAGGGCAAGGUUCUCGAUUUGACUGAAGCUGAGCCUGCUACCGAGCCUGCGACUGACCCGAUUGAAAAGACUGCUGAGCAGCUCCCGGCAGAAGCCAUAGACAUUUCAGCUGACACCAGAGCGGAUCAAUCGGAACAGCACAAGAUUGACGAUGAGGCCGGCGACAAAGACCCCAUGGAAACGGUGCAGACAACCUCUGAUACGGCAAAAGGUACUGCAAUCGAACCUCAAAAUCCUCGCCUGGUAGACAACGAGCCCUCUUCGCCUAAGUUGUCAAAAAAGGACAAGAAAAAGAAGAAGAGGGCCAAGCAACAAGAUGAUCCUAGCUCUCCUUCUGGCACAUCAACAGCCGCCAAAUUUCAGACCUCUGAAAUGCCGGAUGAACCGUCUUCUACCGCCCAAGACUCUCAACAUGGUGAUGUUAUGACCGCUUCACUCGAAGCAGCCCCUGCAUUAGACGAGCGUGCUAAAGAGCUCCUUGUUGCCCAGGUAGAGGAUGGUGCUGCAGCAGCACCAGAAACAGAAGCAUCCGCAAUCCCUUUUUUGGCCAACCCAACAAGUCAAGAGGAGUCAUCUGCAACGACAAUAGACCUCCAAGAGGAUUCCGCUGCACUUGACGCCGAUAAGGAGUUUCACAGUGUAACUAAAAAGUCUAAGAAAGGCAAGACGGACAAAUCUUUGAAAGAACCUGAAGCUGAAUUACCAGUUUCCAUGUCCACUCCGUCGGAAGAGCUGGGCGAAGCUCACUCAGCGGCCGAGCCUUCGAUGGUGAAGGAACCUGAAAUUGUUGAAUCGCUACUUCCAGAAGCAACCGACAUAGCAGUUGACCCCGUCUCGGAGUCUACAGCUCCUCUACCUGAGAAUGAUUCUCCCCACACGGCCAAGAAGUCGAAGAAGGAUAAGAAAAAGAAGAAGGGUAAAACCGUUGAUGAGGAGUCGCUCGAGCCAGAAACUUCAAAGCCUGUACCUGUCUCAGAGGGCGAAGAACAACACUUGGCUACCACUGCUGAUACCAAAGAGGGGUUGAAAGCAAUGGCAACCUCGCAUACCUCGGAAGAGCCAAUUCUUGACCCAUUUGAGACAAGCACCACACCCUUCGCCGAAGAUGUUGCUGAAGCUUCCGUCGAAGCCCCUGUCGUAAUCGGCAAAGCUUCUGAGGAGCCAAGCCAACCAGUGGAGCCUCCUGCGCCUGAGGCGACCAGUGUUGAACAGCAGCCGGGCGAAGCUUCUGAAGCCCUAGCCACAGCAGACCCGCUUGAUGACGAGUGGCCCGAGGCGGCAUCUGCCAAGAAGUCAAAGAAUAGCAGCAAGAAGAAAGAGUCUAAGGCUCAAGGUGAUUUGGAAGAGAAUCCCGGGUCAGCGGCCCUGCUGGAAAUGCCAACCGAAGAGGCUCAAGCGGAAGCAGCAACAACCAACGAUACUACGGAGAUCGAGAAAUUAAAAGCUUCUGAUGAUGCAGUGACCCCACUUACCAUUCCCGCUGAGGUGGAACCCGAAGCUACUCUCCAAGAUGAUAUCAUCCGCGAGGCUACUCUUGAAGAAAAACAGCUGCAGCCUUCGCUAGCAAACCAGUUGGGCGAGCAGGGUGCCGCGGCCGAGCUCCUUUCUUCCGCGCCCGAACCAGAGAAAGCAGUGGCAGAACCGUUGCUUGUCGAGGAACCCACAGAAUUCAUUGUCAAAAAGUCCAAGAAGGACAAGAAGAAGAAGAAAAAAGGGUCCGUCGAUGAGCCUGAGCCCGAAACUAUUGCAGUUGACAGCGAAGAGCUACCUGUAGCACCGCAGGAACCCGUCACGGCCGUCAUAGUAAAUACUGCUUCUGAAUCUGCCAUCGUUGAACCAGCGACCCCUGGAACUGCUGUCAUUAUUGAGAAGACUCCCGAUGAAUUCCCGACUAGCGAACACGAACAUGAGACCCGGGACCCGACGGCAGAAAGCCAGGAACAGGUCACAUAUCUAACAAAGUCUGUUGAUGUGGUUUCAGAGUCGCAGGCGGUAGCAGUUGACGAGUGGCCCGAAGUUUCAGACGCCAGGAAAAGCAAGAAGGACAAGAAGAAGAAGAAGAAGAAGAAGGGAGGUUCAGAGGCUGAUGGCCAAGCUGCCGAGCCUUCACUGAAGCUUGACUCGACUUUACAGUCAGAAGUUAAAGACCCUGUAGCGCCAGGUUCCGAUUCUUUGCAGGCAGAUAAUACUGUUUUGAGAGUUGACGACGAUGUUGCACCAGAGAAGGCGGCAGACGAGCCCAUCACAACUGAUGAAGAUGCCCUAUCGAAAACAUCAGAAGCUAUUGCUACCUCUGAAUUACCACAAGAUCUGGCCAAGGUGACCGAGAAUGCCGAAGUUGCCUACCAAACGCCCCCUGAAGAAACAAAUGCGGUAGCUGAAGGGGCGUUAUCCCAUGAGCCGUCUGCUGAGGAACCACUUACGGAAGCAGACGCUUCGAAUGAUAGGAUCGCCGAGCCUGUCUUGAAAGGUGUUUCUGACAACGCAGCUGAUGAGUUCGUCGGGCAAACGUUGGAAAAGUCAGUUGAACAAGUCGCCGAACCCACCAAAGCAGUAGACGAGCUACAAGAGAACUUCGUUGUCAAAAAGUCCAAGAAAGAUAAGAAGAAGAAGCGUGGCAGCCAGGCAUUGUUGGAUGACAACGAAACUGCUGUCCCGAAUUACACAGAGCCAGCUGCGCCAAGCCCUUCGUCUGAGCUGCCGCUGAAAAGCCUAGAACUGGAGGAGACAAAUCAGUCAAGCCCUGACAUCAAUGAUGCCACCCGUGACCUGGUCGCGGAAGGAACUGUCUCUAAGAAGUCGAAAAAGGACAAAAAGAAAGCAAAGGCUCUUUCUUUGGCGAACGAGCCUGUUGUCCUACCUGAAGAACAGGCCAGCUUCUCUAAGGCUCCACCCGCCUUAGGUGAUGAAGAAUUAGGCGUGAUACACCAAGCGCCUAUAUCUGCUGAAGUGCCAGGGAAGUCAAAGACAAGCACGCAAAAGGUUGAUACAAUCCUUGGCGCCGACAGCCCUCAGCCCGUUUCUCAAUCUAUCUCUACCUUGCAGGGCUUGGACGCUGUGGUUGAAAAGGACGCUUCGGAGGCAACACGCUCCCCAGCAGAGGUUUCUUAUGAUUCUGCCAAUCGAUCUAUCGGGGAAUCCACUAGCAAACUUGGAUUUGACAAUGAUGAAUGGGACGCUCCCAUGGUUAAGUCAAAAAGGAGCAAAAAGGGAAAAAAACAAUCAAUGGUGUCUUCUCAUGAGGCAUUUGAACCAUCGGGAACGGUCCUGCAGCCGGCACAGGAAACCAGCAGCGUCGUUCACGAAGUCCCGUUUGAUCAGUCAGACAAACGUAAGAAAAUAAAGACGGAAGAACAGUCGGGCACCCUUCUGCCAGAGCCGAUCUUGAGCUCCCAGGACAUUGCUGCUGCAUACCUAGAGGAAGAUGUCAGUCAUGACAACAGCACUGCCAGUGAAACUAUAAAAGACCUAGGUAAAUCCUCGCUACCAACACCAGCGCCUGAAAGCCCUCGAAGCCAAGGAUCCUUUGAGCCUGAGCUUGUCAGGCGUGCUCCUCGCCAGCAACCUGAAGAAUCAUUACCUCGCGACAUCACCGCUUCAUCCCUGGAGUACAAGGGUGAUCAUGAUCCAGUUGAAACUGCUAAACCAGCAACUCCAGAAUCGCAACAUCAAGGGGCCGAGUCAGUGACCGCAGCUGGCGUAGCAGCGAUUGCGGCGGGGGCAGCAGCUCUCAUUAGCAAGUCCGCCAGUGAAAAGAAAAAGGAAAAGAAAAAGUCAAGAUAUACCGACAAGCGCACGUCUCAAGAAGACGACAUGUUUGACGAUCCAUCUCUCUGGGAGGGUGCCGAUAAGAAACAUGUUAGCGAAACUGCCAGUGAGGAAGUUGAAAAAUUCUGGGGCGGCAUUGAUCCUGACAACAAGCACAUACAAGAGCCAUCAGUUCGUACAGAUGUCAUGGACGGGGCAUCCAACUUCAAUACCCAAGAGCAACAGAAGUCAAAUCGAGACAAAGCUUUAGCUGACGAUGAUGUCUUUGCGCCUAUCGCAGUGGUGGCCGCCGGAGCUCAGCCAAGUUACAUCGAGGCGGAUGACUCGACAACAUCCAGGAACAGAGACAUUGCCAUGAAGGAGCCGCUAGUAGAUAUAAAACCAACAGCUGAUCAGCCAAGCAAAGCCUCGGUUUCACGGUCAUUGACGGAAGACAACCAUACGGAAGAAAUGAGAGACAUUGGAAAUGAGACCAAGAAUGCCCUAAGCUUAACAGCGCCACUCAGGGAGAAGGCACAGGACGAUAUUGUGGAAAGCCCUAUCCUUGGUCGGGAACCGGGCACAGAGCCGCCUGAGGUAAUCGCCGAGAGAAACGACCGCUCGUUGACUACACAUUCCGAAUCACCCAAGGCAAGCACAAUGGUCGGAGAAUUAGAUGAAGCGGUCGACCGUGGUUACGAAGUCGAAACUCGUCGCGAACUGUCAGGUGGCCUGCCAUCGGAAAGCCCUGAAAGAAACUUUGAAGCCAGUGGCUUCCGGAGCCCGGUCCCCAGCAUUUUGCCGCCUGUUCAGGAGGAAGCCCACGAAGAUGUUGAAACUCAGUCAAGAUCUCUCCCCAAAACAGCCUCCCGAGGAGCCCUUCGCACGCCAGAGCCAAUCCGGGAUAGUGGUUUCGUGGCAGGUUCGCCGAAUCCUCUAAGACGAAGUGGAUUCGACGGCCAGGAACGUGAACGAGACAGCGGCGUCCUUCGUGACUGGCAGGACACAACAUUGCAAGGGCGGGACGCUAAGCGCACGCCUGAGCCAUCCAGUCAUCGGGAACGACGAAGAUCUCGCGAGGCAGAGAGAGUGAAGUCGCCAGCUGUGAAAGAUGUACUACGGCGAUCACCCUUUGCUGAGGGAGAAGCACGAGAUUACCCGCUAUCCAGAACUCCAGUGCUACGAGAGCCAAGUGCUCGAGAGCUGACUCCAACUCCGGAGCCACACAAGCAAAGGCGCAUCAGCCCAGAGCUGGAGAGGAGAAGAUCCAAGUACCAAGACUUGGCCUCAGCAGCUUUAGCCGGCGCAGCAAUUAGCAGUACAUCUACACCGCGCAGCACACCUCCACCGGGCAAUCGCAGUGUGUCAGAGAGGGUUGCACUGCUGCAGUCGCCUGCGUCUUCCGAACCCCCUGUAGCGCGAAGGUCCAUCUCCAAUAGCAGCCUGUCGCGCCACAGGCGGGCUAUGGGUACACCAACGCCGGAACCACUCGUUUUCCGGCCUGAAAGCCCAGGCAUCUCCAGACCAGGCACAGCCACCCCGCCUCUCCGUCGAGUUGACAGGCGUAUGAGCGGAGACCUACGAUCUCUCAGCCAACGAAGUCAGCAAGACCUCACCAAGGACCCGACCAGCUCAUCAAAAACCCCAGUCGCCAAUGAAGGUCGUGUCCGAACUAAGGACAUGGCCGACGUCUAUGAUGGCUUUGGUGAGGGUCGCAUCGGCUCUCCCCGAUCGCCCACUCGACCUCACAGCAUGCGCCGACGUCAGAGCAUGCAAGUUCUCGAGCUUGAAUCUCGUGUCGAGCAACUGAUGGCCGAGAACCGUAUGCUCGCCGACGCUCGAACCCACGCCGACUCUCACAACAACAACAAUAGAGCUUCCGGUAUCCUCGCAGAACGCGAUGCCGAAAUCGACGUGCUUAAACAAUCGCUCGAAUUUCUACAAAAGGAGGUGGCUCGGUUGACCGAAGUCAAUGAAGGCCUGAACAGCGCAAACACCCAACUUGCGGCCCAACACAACGAACGGUACCGUUCAUUGGAGACGCAACACGCUGAUGCCUCACGUCAACUAGAGGAAGUGCGCAAUGAACAAGGUUACUUUCAAGAGUCCCUACUGCAAAAAGAUGCAGAGAUUGGCCGGUUGCGCUCAGAGCUCGACGCUGCCAAGGACAAGAUCCGUGAGAUGCAACGCCAGAUUCUGGCCACCAAGGGCGCUGAUGCCGACUUCCUCAACGUCAAAGACGUCGAUCAUUUCGACCACAGAUGCCAACAGCUCUGCUCUCACGUACAACAAUGGGUUCUGCGCUUCUCCAAGUUUUCUGACAUGCGCGCCUGUCGGUUGACGAAUGAAAUUAAUGAUGAGAAGGUUAUCGACCGUCUCGACAAUGCCAUCUUGGAUGGCACUGAUGUGGAUACUUAUCUCGGAGACCGUGUCAGACGGCGAGAUGUAUUUAUGUCUAUGACGAUGAACAUGAUUUGGGAGUUCGUGUUUACUCGUUAUCUCUUCGGCAUGGACCGCGAGCAGCGACAGAAGCUCAAGUCGCUGGAGAAGCUCCUCACAGAGGUCGGCCCCGCCCAGGCCGUCCGGCAAUGGCGCGCUGUUACCCUGACGCUGCUUUCUAAGCGUCCUAGCUUCAAGCACCAGCGCGACCUUGACACUGAGGCCGUAGUCCAAGCCAUCUUCCAGACACUGUCCAAGGUUCUCCCGCCACCGUCCAACUUGGAGGACCAGAUUCAAUCACAGCUACGCCGCGUCAUGAGAGAGGCCGUCGACCUCUCCAUCGAGAUGCGGACCCAGCGCGCCGAGUACAUGAUGCUCCCGCCGCUACAACCCGAAUACGACGCAGAUGGCGAGCUCGCCGAUACCGUCACUUUCAACGCUGCGCUCAUGAACGAACGCAGCGGCGACAAGUCCGUCACUAACGAGGCCCUCGAGGCCCAGAACGCCGUUGUCCGCGUCGUUCUCUUCCCCCUCGUCGUCAAGAAGGGGGAUGAUGCCGGCAACAAUGACGAAGAGAUCGUCGUAUGUCCUGCCCAGGUACUGGUGGCUCGGUCCAAGGGCAAGUCUGCGCGUCUUUCCACGCCCGGCAGCGACGUAGGCACAGGAUCAGUUGGCGGCAACAUGGCAGCCAUGCACAGCGAACUGAGCAUGGGCACCUUCCUGCCCGAGCGAGCUUCGAACAAGUGA
Messenger RNA from Colletotrichum truncatum, 23823 nucleotides. RefSeq lists its product as uncharacterized. Lineage: Eukaryota; Fungi; Ascomycota; Sordariomycetes; Glomerellales; Glomerellaceae. The record is from RefSeq and is a predicted model, not a curated record.